Acanthopagrus latus (yellowfin seabream) is the source of this 1685-nucleotide messenger RNA. Its product is annotated as interferon-induced transmembrane protein 5-like. The transcript has 3 exons. The coding region runs from base 343 to 771 and encodes 142 amino acids. The record is from RefSeq and is a predicted model, not a curated record. NCBI's taxonomy places the organism in Eukaryota, Metazoa, Chordata, Actinopteri, Spariformes, Sparidae. Gene Ontology annotation, cellular component: plasma membrane.
CCCCACUGUGCUGGCAUGAAAAUCUGUUAGAACAUGAGUAAUUCUUUUUGUCCCCUUUCACAAGACACUAAACCCUAUUUACUGCCGUGGGGAUACUCAGUGGCCACCAACAGCAGACUGCGGUUGCACUUGGAAACUCCAGUUCUCUUGGGCCGGACCACAUAAUGACAGACCUGCUGUAUAUGAAAGGACCUUGCCCAUGCGUCCUCUCCCUGUCACCUCCCUCUUCAUUGGCCUUUAUAAGCCUCUUGCACAGGGUCGGGGGGGGCGGCACUACUUUAAAAGAAGGAUUGUAAACGGGCAUCUGGAAGGCUAGCUAGUUCUCCUGUCUAAACUUUAACCAUGGACAACCAUUCAUACAACUUCCCCUCGGACUGCACACCGCUCACCAACUGUAAGUCUGCCCGUAAGCCGGCUGGAUCCACGGUGGUGAACAUGGGCAACACUGGCAAGAAUCCUCCCAAGGACUAUCUCGUCUGGUCGCUGUGCAACACCUUGUAUGUUAACUUCUGCUGCCUGGGAUUCAUGGCUCUCAUCUACUCCAUCAAGGCCAGGGACCAGAAGACUCAGGGAAACCUGCAGAUGGCCCAGGAGUGUUCAGACAAGGCCAAGUGGUACAACAUCCUGGCAGCCGGCUGGAACCUCCUCAUUCCACUUCUGGCCAUCGUCCUGCUCGUCCUCCUUCUCAUCCACCUCGGCUCAUCCCAGGGCUCCUUCGACUUCUUCGGAGAGGAUGGCUUCCAAAACUUCAUGAAACUGUUCAGCUGGUAGAUGGAGUAGAAGGGAGAGAAAUUUAAAAAAAAAAGCAGGUUGCAGCAGAUAAGGACUGACAUAAUGGUUCCAAAGAAAUUUUGCCAGUCGAAGGUGAGGGAUAAAGAUAAAAGUCUAAUUUUGAAUGGAAAUCAGGUCCUAAAAUCUGCUCAGCACCAAAACAAUCCUAAUUGACAAGAAAGAAAAGUAAACCUUUGUUUGUGUGUUAUACGAGUGUCGUCUUUGGGAUGCACUGGUAUCAGAUAUUACGCCAUUAAAAGUCUAAAACAAGGAAUUCAAAUGAUAUACACACAAAGAUAAACGAUAGAUAAACGCGUGUAACUUUUGGACCAGUGACCUGUAACUAAUGAUCAAAGCUUAUGUUGUUCAGUAAAAGCAAACAUGAGUACAUGCUAUCAGUGCAUCCAUAAUUCUAAUGUCAGUAUUAGUGGGACUUCCUGCCAGUCUCCCAGACAGGGUCAGUAGAGAUGUGAAGUUGAUCAAAGACUGAACAGCCUAAAGUAGAAAAGAAGGGAACAAGACAGACUAGGAACUAAAUCCAGGUUGAGAGAUAGAGCAAGCAGCUACUCUGGGUCAUUAGUUAUUUAUUGUAUUUAUGUGGGAUGGAAAUUAUAAUGACAGCUGAAAUAUCUCUAGUCAGUAUAUCAAGAGGAGAAAGAGCAGAGAGAACAGAGGACUGUGGAGCCAAAGUCUGUACAUCACGAUGAUGAGAAGUCACUUGUCAAAGGACAAUCAACGUUCACCUCCCAUUGUUAGUCACAUAUUUUUCCUCUUGCAGCUUUACAGCUUUUUUUUAACAUUCAGCCAUGCAUCUAUUUUUUUGCCUUAUUAAGUAUUUUGCUGUGUUUUUUUUUUUUUUUUAAUUUUACAUCAUAUUGUUGCUGACAAUUUGUGAGUGAGCUAAAUAAACUAGA